CAGCACAGAAGAAGAAGAAGUAGGUAUUACUGCUACUAUUACUGCUGAUGUCACAGCAGAUUGAAGACGAAGACUCUAAAAACUCAGCAAUGCUUUGGUUUGAGGGAUCGAUUCCUGAGGCUAUAAACUCUGCCAAACAGCGCAGCCUGGUCUUCGUGGUUGUCAUCGCAGGGGAUGAUGAACAGUCUAAGCAGCUGAUGUCCAGCUGGGAAGAUGUUAGUGUCUCACAGGCCGCCCAGAACUGCUGUGUGGCCAUCAAAGUUGAUGCCAAGAGUGAUACCUGUGUCCAGUUUUCCCAGAUCUAUCCCGUAGUAUGCGUACCCUCUAGCUUCUUUAUAGGAGUGAGUGGGAUUCCUCUUGAGGUCAUCGCUGGAAGCGUGUCUCCUGAUGAACUGAUGAAGAGAAUCAACAAAGCUCAGAAGCUGCACCAUCAAGAAAUUGGAGGUACUGCUGCUGCAGAAGCACCUGAUUCUUUUGUCAACACACAGCCAUCUGACAACGCCACCAGAGAGCCUACCUCACCUGCAGAAGGACCCAUUGGGUUAAAAACCGUGCAUGACAAACCAGGUGAUGCACCAGCAACAAAAGGGUCACUUUCAAGUUCAGCAGAUGAAGAAGGUGUUUCAGGUGCAAAGCCUUCCACAGAGAGCUCACCUUUCUGCCAGACUACUGUUUCUGAAAAUGAAAACCUGAAUUCAAAGGUAGAAAGAUUGACCAAGAAACUGGAAGAUAGACAAGAGCAAAAGAAGAGAGAACAAAAAGAAAAUGAAAUCAAAAAGGAGGUUGAGCGCAGGAAGAUGGGGAAGCAGAACCAAGAAUUUAAAAGGAAACAGGAUGUGGAGAAAACCAAGCAACUCUUGGAAGAAAGGAACAGAGAAAAGGCAGAAGAGAAGGCUGCCAGGGAACGUGUUAAGCAGCAAAUCGCCAUGGACAGAGCUGAAAGAGCUGCCAGUUAUGCCAAGAUGCAGCAGGAUGAGAAGGUUGCCAAGCAGAACCUUUUACAGGCCAAACAGGCAGACCAGGAGGCGAGGAGGGAGGCCGUGAUCAGAGAGAGGAGCACCAUUUCGAGGAUACAGUUUCGACUUCCAGAUGGUUCUUCCUUCACCAACCAGUUUCCCUCACAAUCUAGACUCCAGGAGGCUUGGAACUUUGCUUACCAGGAAAUAGGGAAUCGUUAUGGGAACUUCUCAUUAGCAACCAUGUAUCCUCGGCGAGAGUUCUCCAGUGAAGACCUGAACAGAACCUUGCUGGAGCUGGAAUUGGUCCCAAGUGCUUCCAUUGUUCUUCUCCCAUCUCGAAGGCCUGCUAGCUCUGUUACCCCGUCUUCUGGAUUUGGCAUUUGGGCCGUUCUGGGUACAGUCUUUUACCCUCUGCUUGCUGUAUGGAGGUUUCUCAGCUCCUUUCUCUUUGCAACACCUUAUUCAGCAUCAGCAUCCAGAGGGCAGGCGGACCGUAAUGCCUCAAACUCCUCCCCUAACCAAGCUAAGAGAGAAAUUCCCACCAAGCAAAAUUUGGAGAUGCGGCCUAAAGACUUCAAGAAAGAAGGUAAAAUCUGCAGACUGCGGACAGAGGAGGAUGAAGAUGAAGACAACAAUACCUGGAAUGGGAACUCCACCCAACAGAUGUAGUACUCCAACCCCUUGGUUUGGAUUUUACUUGAUGUAUUUUCUUUCUUUUUCCUUACUCUGCUUUCUCCAUCUUAAGUACUUUUGGUCCUGCACUUUGUCUGCAUGUUAACAUAAAAAUGGUAAAUUUAGUCCUAUCUGAGCUUAGGACCACUGAAGAAGUCCUAAAUAUAACAUGGUUGAAUGGUUAUUGUUUUGAUUGUGUGAGGCCAAUCAUUUUGUCGCCGUUUCUGAUUUUGUUCCCAUUACUGAUUAAACUAAUUAAAGUCUGGUUUA
Cyprinodon variegatus (sheepshead minnow) is the source of this 1901-nucleotide messenger RNA. It is a transcript of the gene ubxn4, whose product is annotated as UBX domain protein 4. The transcript has 13 exons. The coding region runs from base 48 to 1628 and encodes 526 amino acids. Gene Ontology annotation, molecular function: protein binding. The record is from RefSeq and is a predicted model, not a curated record. Lineage: Eukaryota; Metazoa; Chordata; Actinopteri; Cyprinodontiformes; Cyprinodontidae.